AUUUCAGGCCCAGAUACACGUAAAAUAGUGUUGUGGAUAGGACAUCUUUUAAGGAACAAGGCAGCAAACGCUGUACGGUCACCAUGCCAGCGGGUAGGGCAAGACCGUCCAUAGGCAAAGUGGUGCUGAAGUGGUUGUGCAGCGUCUUUCUCGGGAUUGUCCUCCUAGCCUGCGUAAUUGAGACCAAGCUGGGCAUUCUGAACAUCAGCAACAAGAUGAGAGAGACUUCUGAAAGGAGAUUCGUUCGAUUCAUUAUGCUAUUUCUUGUUGUGCUCGUGCCGAGCGUAGUGAACCUGUUGCGGGGCAUCUGGCGAGGAGCUUUACGACAUAAUAUGCCCUGGCCUCGCAAACCCGCGUUUUUAUGGGGACUUGUUGUGAGUUUAUUGGAAGCUCUCGGCCUGUGUCUAUUUGUGUUUCACAUACCUGGCAUCAAAGGUAUUGACCAGCCAUGUAAAGUUAUCCUGAUUAUGAACGGUGUCCAUCUCUGUCCAGCCGUCUACAAUGCCUGGCAAGCCGUCAAAACAAAGGAAAGCAUUGUGCGAAAUACAUUCGCCACUAUAGUAAUGGUCGCGUUUGGGGUCAUUAGCUUCUGGCUUGUGCAGGAGAACAUUGGUCAGUUCAUGCUAAGCAGGAAGUUUAAGUUAGGUAGUCAUUCAACUGUAAUUGCUCAUACGAGUUUAGCUAUAACCCCAAUUCACUAA
Dreissena polymorpha is the source of this 701-nucleotide messenger RNA. RefSeq lists its product as uncharacterized. The transcript is spliced from 4 exons. NCBI's taxonomy places the organism in Eukaryota, Metazoa, Mollusca, Bivalvia, Myida, Dreissenidae. The record is from RefSeq and is a predicted model, not a curated record. The coding region runs from base 84 to 701 and encodes 205 amino acids.